AUGAGUAACACAUCUUCAUCUUCUUCAAUAAAUUUUGCCGCAUUAAAUCAAGCUAUUAAUCGUUAUGUUCCCAUACCUUUCUUGUUCUUGGGUGCAAUUGGAAACAUUUUCAAUAUAUUAAUAUUUACACGUAAGGUAUUUCGUAAUAAUAUUUGUGUCAAUUAUCUUUUGGCAUCAACAAUCUUUGAUUCUUUUGUCAUUAUUGUUGGACUUCUACCUCGGUUACUCAAUGGCUUUAAUAUGGAUCCAUCACAAAAUUCAGUUGUUCUUUGUAAACUGAGAUUUUUUAUAACAUAUUUUUCAGGAUAUGCAGCUGCCUGGUAUGUUAGUUUCGCCUGUAUUGAUCGAUAUCUCUCUUCAUCCAUAAGUAUUCAGAAACGGAAUAUUAUGACAAUGAAACGUGCCUAUUUAUCUCUACUAUUUGUUAUAAUACUUGGAUUUGUUGCAUUUAGUGAACAAUUCUAUUGUAUUGAUAUUGGUCAAAAUCUAUUCGGUGCACCACAAUCAUGUUAUCAACUGAAACAAAAGAUUUCAUGUCAAAUUGUUGAUUCUCUUAUGCAAUUUAUAUUCGAAAUCUUAUUACCUGCAUUAAUGAUGAUUAUAUUUGGAUCCUUGACUUUGAAAAAUAUUCAUCAAAGACGUCGUCGUGUCCACACACAACAGAAUGCCAAUACUUUAGCUACAAUAGAUGCAUUGACAGCAGAGAAUCAUCCAUUGGAACUGCAACAGACAGUACAGACAAUAACCAAUUUGAAUAGACCAGCAAUUCCAUUGAAAAUUAAUCGAACAGCACGGAAACGUGAUGCACAGUUGGUUACAAUGUUAGUCGUACAAGUUGCUGUCUUCAUCAUUUCUGCAUUUCCAAUUAGCAUUUAUAAACUCUAUUCUAUUGCAACCAUUUAUGAUACAAAAUCUGUUCUACAGAAAUCAAUCGAAAAUACCAUCUAUAAUUUUUGUGUAAUAAGUUUAUUCCUAAAUAAUAGCAUCGCGUUCUACAUCUAUACUUUAAGCGGUACAGUAUUUCGAAAGGAAUUAAUGAAAUUAUUUCGUUUAGCUUAA
Molecule: messenger RNA, 1059 nt
Organism: Adineta steineri
Lineage: Eukaryota; Metazoa; Rotifera; Eurotatoria; Adinetida; Adinetidae
Source: the annotation of a GenBank genome assembly